Messenger RNA from Nothobranchius furzeri (turquoise killifish), 1239 nucleotides. It is a transcript of the gene derl2, whose product is annotated as derlin 2. Gene Ontology annotation, cellular component: Hrd1p ubiquitin ligase ERAD-L complex; endoplasmic reticulum membrane. Lineage: Eukaryota; Metazoa; Chordata; Actinopteri; Cyprinodontiformes; Nothobranchiidae. The record is from RefSeq and is a predicted model, not a curated record. Gene Ontology annotation, biological process: endoplasmic reticulum unfolded protein response. Gene Ontology annotation, molecular function: ubiquitin-specific protease binding; misfolded protein binding.
UGUAAGAGGUGAUGGAUUUUCCAACGCUCCUGAACGCCUCUCUAGUCGCUCUGGGGAAUGACGUGUCAGAAAGACCCGGAAGUUGUCAUUCUGUCCAAAAUGGCUUACCAGACUUUACAGCAGCAAUAUUUACAGAUUCCUCCUGUUACCAGAGCUUACACGACGGCCUGCGUCCUCACCACCGCGGCAGUGCAACUGGAGAUCAUCACACCGUUUCAGCUCUACUUUAAUCCAGACUUAAUCCUGAAGAAUUACCAGGUAUGGCGUCUGAUCACCAACUUCCUGUUUUUUGGUCCAGUUGGCUUCAACUUCCUGUUCAACAUGAUCUUUCUGUACAGGUACUGCCGGAUGCUGGAGGAGGGCUCGUUCAGGGGCCGAACAGCUGACUUUGUCUUCAUGUUCCUGUUCGGCGGACUGCUCAUGACUAUCUUCGGCAUGUUUGUGAGCCUGGUCUUCCUGGGACAGGCCUUCACCAUCAUGCUGGUGUACGUGUGGAGUCGGAGGAAUCCCAACGUUAGGAUGAACUUCUUCGGCCUCCUGAACUUCCAGGCCCCUUUCCUGCCCUGGGUUCUGAUGGGUUUCUCGCUCCUGCUGGGUAACUCCAUCAUCGUGGACCUGCUGGGGAUCGCCGUGGGUCACGUGUACUUCUUUCUGGAGGAUGUUUUUCCCAACCAGCCUGGAGGAGGAAGGUGGCUGAAGACGCCGUCCAUCAUGUGGUGAUGAGCUACAUUGUAGCCACAGCUGCCCUGGUACAGCGAGGCUGCCAUACACAGGCGCCAUCUGUCCCUCUGAUCCCCACCAGCAGGCAAGGUGGGUUAGGUGUCUUGCCCAAGGACACGACAACAGACUGAGUGAGGCUCGAACCUGCGACCUUCCAAUUACAGGGUGAGCACUUAACUUCUGUGCCGCCGUCGCCCCUUUCACUUUAGAAUUCUAAAAGCAGGUUUUUCUCCUCUGGACCCCAGGUGGACCUGGUCUUCCCGUCAUCCAGUUCAGAGUAAUCAGAGGGUGUUUCUCAGUGUCAGGCCUGCUCCUUAAAUACCCCACGAUGGAUGAUCGAUGAUCUUCUACUGCUGCUCCGGACAUGCUCACCUGCAGAGUAGCAGACUCAGAAACUUUGUGAAUGAGGGAAAACAAACUGAUUGUGAUAGUAUCGGUAUUGAUUUGGUUUAUAUCGGUAUCUAUUUGGUUUACAUUGGUAUUUGUUUGGUUUAUAUCAGUAUCUGUUUGGUUUAUAUC